AUGGCACAAUUCAGUAGACGUGAUAUAACAUAUAGCGCUUUGAACAACGAAUUAACUCCACCACUGGGACUAUCUGCGGAAAACACCAAUGCUGCUCCAACAAUGAUAACCCUGGACCAUGAACAUGACGAUUCGACUAAUGUUAUCAUACACAAAGUACCAAAAACAAAAGGUGGUUGGACACAUAUUGAUGAUCUUGACUCAUUUUUUACAAGAAUGUACAAAUACUAUGUGCGUGGUGGUUUUUAUCCUAUGAUUAUGUCAGAUCUGUUUUACUUGCUCCAAUUUAUAUUUAUUGUGUGGUUUUCAACUUUCUUAGUACAUUGUGUUGAUUAUCCAAAGUUAUUUAGAAAUGAUCCUAAUGUAAACAGGACUGAGAAACUGAGCCUUAAUGAUGUAAUAUACCCUACUUCUGAAUGUGUUACUAGGAUAUCAUGGAAAUGGUGGUGUGUUGUUGCAUUGUGUGCAAUCAUAUGGUUUAUGAGAUUAAUAUUAUCAAUAUACCAUCUUUAUUAUGCUUAUGAUACAAAACUAUUUUAUAAUAGUGCACUGAAAAUAAAUGAGAGUGAUUUAGCAUGGAUAAAUUGGUCUACAGUACAAGAUAGAGUGAGAGAAGCACAGCCUGAACAUCAUAUAUGUGUCCAUAAACAAGAAAUCAACGAAUUAGAUAUAUAUCAUAGAAUACUCAGGUUUAAUAAUUAUAUGGUUGCAAUGGUCAACAAGAACUUACUGCCUUUGCAAAUUCAUGUGCCUUGUGUGGGUGAUUUUCAUUAUUUGUCCAGAGGCCUGAAAUGGAAUUUAGAGUUCCUUUUGUUUUCUAGUCCAUGGAGUCCGUGGGAAAAUUGCUGGCAACUUCGUGAAUGUUACAAGGACCAUUCAAAGCGAAUGAUACUUGCUAGACAAUUGGAGAGGCAAAUAUUACUAUUGGCACUUGUAAACCUUUUGCUUGCACCACUUAUACAAGCUUGGCAAAUUCUGUACUUCUUUUUCAACUAUGCAGAGUUAAUAAAGCGUUCGCCUGCAUCACUGGGGCUACGGACAUGGUCGUUGUACGCACGUGUCACAUUACGGCAUUUCAACGAACUUGAGCACGAGUUACGUGAUCGACUAAACCGUGCCCACAAACCAGCCACGAAAUAUCUAGCCAGCUUCUCCUCGCCCAUCACUACUGUGAUAGCUAAGAAUAUAGUGUUUUUAUCAGCGAGUGUACUUGGUGUGCUUGUGGUACUGUCCGUGUACGACGAGGAUGUGCUUACUGUAGAGCACGUACUUACCAUCAUCACCAUCCUUGGAUGCGUCUUGGCUGGUGCCAGAGCUUUGAUUGGCGAAGAAGAGCGUUUGGGUGGUGGUUGUACGGGACCGGCGCGCGGUGAGGAGUUGUUCGUGCAAGUACUGGGUCAUGUGCAUUAUCUACCCGCGGCUUGGCGUGGCCGGGCUCAUACAAAGGACGUCGCUGCUCACUUUCAACAACUUUUCCAAUUCCGGGCGGUCUAUAUACUGUUCGAGUUGAUGAGCCCCCUUCUGUGUCCACUUGUGUUGCUGUCACUUCGAUAUCGUGCCCUUGACAUCGUGGACUUUUACCGAAAUUUCACCGUCAGCGUUCUUGGAAUUGGAGACGUCUGUUCGUUUGCCCAGCUUGAUAUCCGACGCCACGGCCAUCCCGAUUGGCAGACGGCUGGUAAAUACGGCGACAAACCCACGGGUAGCAACACUCAGUACAAUCAAGGAGAAGGCGGUAAGACCGAGUUGUCUUUGGUUGCGUUUUCAUGCCGUCAUCCUGGCUGGCAACCAACAGAACCAACGCAAAGACAAUUCUUACGGUCGCUCCGCCAAAGUAUGCAUCACGCCAUACCAACCAAUAACGCUUUGGUGAGUGUUAAAUAUACAUAUAUUAAUGAAAAUUAUUUUAUACAAUGUAAAAAGAUAAACACAUUGUUCAUAUACGAAAUUUACAACUAA
This is a messenger RNA of Parnassius apollo (apollo), 1959 nucleotides long. NCBI's taxonomy places the organism in Eukaryota, Metazoa, Arthropoda, Insecta, Lepidoptera, Papilionidae. The record is from the annotation of a GenBank genome assembly.